Cannabis sativa is the source of this 1924-nucleotide messenger RNA. RefSeq lists its product as uncharacterized. The record is from RefSeq and is a predicted model, not a curated record. NCBI's taxonomy places the organism in Eukaryota, Viridiplantae, Streptophyta, Magnoliopsida, Rosales, Cannabaceae. The transcript has 5 exons. The coding region runs from base 580 to 1695 and encodes 371 amino acids.
AAAUAGUAUAAGGGCUAAUUUAAUAAUUUAAAAAUUAAAAAUAAAUGAAAAUUAAAAAACAAAAAAUUAUUUUUCCUUUUCUUCUUUUCUUCUUUCUCAUUUCGUCUUUGUUCUUUUUCUUCGAUGGCAGUCACCAACACCAGCUUUCCGGUGGCAAGCUCCAACCGCAGCCGACGAGACACUAGAUUCCUGAAACUUCGAACGACGAGACCCUAGAACCUCUCCCUCUCCCUAUCUCAGUCACCAAAGUACCCAGAAUCCCAAAUCUCCGAAACCACAUCUCAACCGUCAGAGAUACUCCACCGUUGACCGCAACCCAGAUGCCCAAGAUGAACCACCGUUGAUAGCAACCCAAACGCCUAGAAUCCCAACGCCUAGAAUCCCAGUCGUUCUCUUCUCCUCUCGAGUCUCGGUGUUGCUAAUCCCUUUCUUGUCUUCUCUGUGUCUUUUCUUCGCCGGAAUCACUCUGCAUAGUCCUCCUUGUCUUCCUCUUCCUUCACAAUCCUCAAUUCUCGAUCUUCCCAGCAGGUGAAAGUGACUCAUUUUUCCAAAAAGCCUAGCCUAACUCACAGUCUCAAUAUGGCUUUUCUCUUUCGAAAAUUUCAAGAGUUUGUGAAAACUCUUGCGAAAAAUCCAACAUUUGCUAGGGACCCAAGGAAGCUGCAAUAUGAUUCAGACAUAAAUAGACUGUUCCUUUACACCAGCUACAAUCGUUUGGGAAAGAAUGCUGAGGAGGCAGAUGUAGAGGAGAUCAUAGACAUGGCUAGUAAAGCCCUUUUUUCUGAUCAAGAGAAGCUAGUCCAAGAAAAUGUUCAUUCUCAAAUUAAAAGCUUCUGCAUGUAUAUGGAUGAAAUUCUUCUAAAUAUUGAGAAGAAAAAGGAGCCAAAUGGUCUUAGUUUUUCUACUGAUAUGGAUAACUCUCCAUCUAAUCAUCAGGAUGUAUCUGAAACGAGGCCAUUAAGACGAGCUGAAGUUUCUCAGACACUCAAAGAUCUUAUGGGCUACACACUUGAGAUUAAACCCUCUCAAUUACCUUACAAGGAAGCAGGGCAAGGUUUAUUCUUAGAUGGUGAAGCUGAAGUUGGUGCUGUGGUUGCCAUCUACCCCGGUGUAAUCUACUCACCUGCUUGUUAUCGCUACAUUCCUGGAUACCCAACAGCUCAUGAAACCAACCCACAUUUGAUCACAAGGUAUGAUGGGAAUGUGAUCAAUGCUCAACCUUGGGGUUUGGGGGAUGAAACCCGUGAGGUGUGGGAUGCCUCGACUGUUUCAAAAGUCGGUAUCAAUAUACAGGGUGAUGAGAAACAAGUGAAUAAUGGCAGUGAUGUUAUCGAGCGAAGAAAUCCAUUAGCUUUUGCUCAUUAUGCCAACCACCCUGCCAAGGGUGUGGCCCCAAACAUUAUGGUUUGCCCUUAUGACUUCCCAUUGACGGAUAAGGACAUGCGAGUUUAUAUACCGAAUGUUGCAUUUAGGAAUUUAGAAGACUCAAAGUUGAAGGGGUUAGGCAGUUCUUGGUUCAAAAAUGGGAGCUUUAGGAAUGCCGGAUCCGAGGUGCCUCUUUUGAAGACAUUAGUGUUGGUGUCUACACGAGCUCUCUGCAACGAAGAGUUACUAUUGAACUACAGGUGGAGCAACUUGGAGCAUCAACCUGAAUGGUAUACUCCAGUUGAUGAAGAGGAAGAUACAAUUAGAUGAAGCUAAAUUUUGGAAGUAUGGCAUUGUUUGGCCCUUACAGCAUUGUCUCUUUGAAAGAAAAAUAUUUACCAGUUUUGAAGGCUCAAAACUCCCAAUAUUGUUGGAGCAUAAUUUUUUCACAAAUAGUCAGAUGUGUACCUUGUGAUUGAUUACUUGAAUAAAAUAAAUAGAAACGCGGCUAUUGUUUAGAGAAUGCAUUCAAUGAAAGAUAAAAUAUUUUCAGACUUUC